AUGGCGAUGUCAACAACUAGCAAGACUCUGAAUCUUCUUUCACUUAAUAAUUCCCAAUCUCUAUAUCAUGUUAACAGGGUGUCUGUUGGAGAUUCAAGAAGGCUCAUUGUUGGAGAGCAGAGAAGAAUAUCAGGUGAUCAGAGGAGGCAUGUAAGUGACUUAAGGAGACCUUUAAGUGAUCAAAGGAUUGAAAGGAGACUCUCUGGUGACCAGAGAAGGUUAUCAGCGGAUCAGAGAGGCAUAUCUGGUGAUCAGCGGAGAGUUUCAAUAGAUGCAUUAGGAGUACGGGGUAGAGGCGGAGGAUUAACAGUACAGAGGCUUUCACUGAUGGAGAGACUUGGGGCACCGCCUGCUAAGAGACCUAACCUGGGAAGUCCAUUUAGCAGGCUAGGAGGAAGAGUUGGACCAAGGAACCGAGCCCCCAGUGAUGAUGAGGAUGAGGACAUGGAUUAUAAGCCUCUUGUUCAAUCUUCCGUGGUAACUACCCUAACAACAGUGACACAAAAAACUCGCCAACAGACCAUCAAAGAAGUACAGAAAGACAAGAAGAGUGUUGAUAGGAAUAAGCGAAUGUUUGGUCACCUAUUAGGCACCCUGCAGAAGUUCAGAGAUGAAAGUGAUUCGAAGACAGACAAGGAUAAAAGAAGAAAGGAGAUUGAGAAGAAGCUAGAAGAGAAAGCUGUAGAAGAGAAGAAAGCUGUGGCAGAAGAGAGGAAACUAUUAAUGAAAGAGCGGAAAGAUAAACAGGCAGAGCUCAAUCGUUUAGAACAGUUGGUUGAACUCACUCAAGAGCACAAGGAUUGGGAUGUUCACUCUGGCCUUUUGAGUAACUUCAUCCGCACAAGGGCAAAACCCUACAUCUUCUACAAACCUGCCAAAUGGACUCUGGGUACAGAGAAACUUUUCAAAGAAUCUAAGCAGAUAUUAAGUGCUGCUGUUGAGAAGCGUAAAGAUGAGCUUGCAAUAGAGAUUGCUGAGUUAGAAGGGAAACCCAAGAAAGAAGAGAAAAAAGAAGAAGAUGGAGAAUCUACGGACCGGAGAAGGAGCGGAGAGGACAGAAGGAAGAGUGGCGAGGAGAGAAGACGGAGUGGGGAAGAGAGAAGACGUCGUCAUAGUAACCGUGAUGAGGUAAAGGGUAAGAUGGAUGAUAGGGAUAAAUCACAUAGGGGAGAUAGUGAGAAGCAUGGAAGUGAUGAGAAACGAAGAGACAGGAAGAGGACAAAGCAUGAAGAUGAAAAAGAAGCUAAGGUCUCCAAACCUAAAGACAUUAAUGAAGAAAAUCUUCACUCUUCCAAAGACACAGAAGAUAAACCUGUGAAAGAGACAACUGCCGAAACCGUCCUUGAUCACCCUGAAAAAGAAGAAGAAAAGGAAGAUGGUGAAGGUAACGAUGGUAAGAUGGAAGGUAAGUAUGAAGAAGAGAUGAAGGUGGAGGAUGUUGGGGACGUCAUGAAAGAAAAUGGUCAGGAUAAAGAAAGUAAAGAGGGAAAGGAGGAAGGAUUGCAAGGGCUGGCUGAUGAAGAAUGGGGUAAUGUAGGAUGGGGUGAUGAUGAUGAUGCUGUAGAGAAACCAGCAGCAACUGAUAGUACGGCAGGUCAAGUAGACGAGGGUCAGAAUGAUCAAGAACAGUUGGACUAUAUUUAUGAUGACCUGUGAAGGCUUGCUUUCGAUAUUAAGUCCUCAAAUAUUGUCUUCAAAAUACCUAGUAUCAUUAUUUCAUGAUUUUUAAGGAUUUGUCUUUGAAGGGAGUAGUUCAUUGAGAAACCAUCGGCUAUCAUUUGAUUUGUAAGGUUGAAUAAUAGAUUCAUGAAUUUUAUCCAUCCUCCACAAUUGGGAUAAGGAUGGCUUGUGAUAUGCAACCGGUCAUUAUGAUGGUUUUUAUUCAGGAUUCAACUUCAAAAAUAAAAUCAAUAAUGCAGGUUUCAUCUAAAAUGAUUUAUCUUAAGAAUGACCAUCUUUCUUGACUUUCUAUUUGAUGUCCUCCAUUUUCUUCUCUUUUUCCCUUCAAGUUAGAUAACAUUGCACUUGAUAUCGGGAUGCAUUCAAGGGAAAUGCCAACUCCAUUCAUACAGCCAGUAGUUAGAAAGCAGUGGAGGGUAAAUAUUUGAUAUGAAGAAAGGAGAGAGAGAGAGAGAAAGGGUGGGGGAGGGAGAAGGGGAGAUUAUUGGGGGUAGACAGAAAUGAAAUUGAAGGAGGGAACUACCUUUUCGAUGUGCCAUUUAUACAGCUUAAUAAUCUUUCAGUGUGAAUUUGUAAAAUCCAGGAAAGCAAGCGAUUCGCAUUUCUUCAUUUCAUAUAACUCGAGCUAGUGUGUAAUACUGGGUUGUCUUUUUUUUAAGGGGGGGGGGUGGGGUGGGGUUAAUAACAUUAAAAACAUUUUUAGAUUCAAGUUUAUAUACAAUUGUUUUCAAGAAAAGUUUAAAUCAAUGAAUACCUCAUUCCUAUUCACAAUGACUUCACACUGCCAUGCAGUGGGCCUUUGUAAUUUUCUAUUCGCGUACACUUUCAAAACGUUAUUUAGAUGGUCGUCAAAAUAGUCUAGCUUUUGUGACUCUUUAGUUGAAUGGGCAAAAAUGUGUGUUCAUUCUACAAACACCUAUUAGGCAAGUGUGUAGUGCACUGUAGCUACAUGUAAAUGCAUCUCUGCAACAUACAGCCAUUUAUGUCUCAUUUUCUCAUAAAUUUACUUUUGAAUAAUUUAUAUUCCAUGAAGUACAUCUCAUGGUAAUGGCAUAGGCUUCUAUUUUAAUGCAUGUUUGGCCGAGAGGGAAAUAUGACCAAACUCUGAUAGGCUAGUGUGCUCUGCAGGAUUUGAUUUUGGUGCAAGCACCAAAGACCUCUCUUUUUUCCUCAAACCACCAAUUCCAUCAAGUUUUCAUGAAUAAACGACCAAGAAACUUACUAUUUGCUCCCAAAAUGACCUUUUUUGAAGAAAACAAUCAUGCUGGUGUUUCUGGGAUUUAAAUGCAGCCAUAAUCUGAUUAUUUUAAAACUUACAAACAUUCCUGACAAUAGGAAGAUAUAGAAAGCAGCAGGUAAGAGAGAGAGAGAGAUUUUAUGAGAGUGGAGUGGGAAAGAAAGCCUUUGCAUAUUUUAGAAUCAAGUCAAAUCAAGAUUUGAUUAGAAAUUUAAUGUUUAAUGAAAUAUUCAGUUUUUUUUUAAAUAGGAUGCAGGUGUGAAAAAAAAAUGUAUGAAUUGGUUAUUCCUGUGAUUUUCCUAAAUAUAUCCAAACUUGUACUUCAAGAAAUUUUCCAGUAAAUCACAAGGCAAAAUUAAAUGGGUUGAGAAAGGCACUGUAAAAAUAUCAGAUAACUCUUCCUAUAAUAAUCUUUCACUUGUUCUUGUUAUAUGUAAUGUACUUCUUGUAUACUCUGACAACUUGUGGGUGUGUAUUGUGUGUAUACUGCUUGAGUGGUAAGAAAUUGACAUUUUGCACUAGUCAUGUAUGGAUUAAUAUUAUUUUAUUUAUAUUGCACUGUUGAAUAUUUUAUGAUCAGUGUGAAGAUAAGUUGGGCAUAUAUCGUGGCAGUAUUUAAGAGUGUAUUUGAAAGCAAAAAGCCACAUAUUUUGGACAUUUGAAUCGGUCUAUUAAUGCCAUACAAGAGAAACAGAAAAAGAGUCAUUAAAAACAAAUGGCUGUUAUGGACUAAAGAGACUGGCUUUCACUAUACACUGGUGGUCACUAAUAUAGGGUUUACUAAAUGAAGCCUGUGGUUAGCAUUAUAAAUCCCAAAAAUAUGUCUAUCUCCAUUUCAAUUCAUUACUAGACUGUAUGAAUGUGUUUGCCCAGGAGAUAAGAAAUAAAACUGCAUUUUACAAGAUGAAUUUUGCAUUUUUACAUGAAAAUCUAUUUCAUUCUGGUGCCCGAGGCGAUCAAAUAAAAUGUUUGCGUGUUUUCUUUCUGUUUGAUGAAUAACUUUUUAUUUCUUAGCAUGGGAAGGGAGGAGAAUAUCAGAAUAUACUCUCCAUAAGAUAAGUGUUUAGGGCAUUUUAGGAGAAAAAUAGAAUUAUCGUUUUUAUUAUUAUUGAGAAAGGGCAGAAGAUAUCUCAGAUUUAAAUAUUUGAUAUUAUCACAGAGAAAUUGGCUGUUGGAUGAAACUGUAACUGCUCUAUACUUCUGCAAGAUUGGCUUGUUAGACAAUACUCAAUUAUAAUUCACAUUUCUGACCCUUUACCAAAGCUUAAAUUACUUUUCUUAUAAUUACCAAUGUAGUCCCAUAUGAGAAGUUAAAUCCUACGUAGUCUUUUCACUUUAAAAUUGACUCAAUUAUAAUUCACGUUAUCACCCGUAUCAGACAUCUGAGCUGGUAAUUUACAAAACCAUAUUGCCCUAGAUUUUCUGAAUAUCUGGAAGGGAUAGGUAUAUUGUUUGUAGUUUGCUCGGUCUUUAUGCGCGUAUUGACUUUGCAUGCAGAGACGACGCAAAAUAUACUUUUGUAUUUUCCCUGGUCUCGCAUCCGGGCAUUUAAGGAUGCGUAGAAAGAGAUAUGCUUCAUAAUAAUCUGCGCAGCAAAAAUAUGCAUCACAAGAAAAACACUGAAUCCGGGCGCUGGAUAUGCGUCCUUAGUGACGCUAUCUUAUAAUUACAAGUUCGUCAUAAUGGUAAAGUGCAGAGCCUGGCCCCUGGUAUUUAACAUGACAAAGUAGAACCAUAUUCUUAAAAGAAAUAUAUCAAUUUUCAUAAUUUUUGCUCUAGAUGUCUGAUUUAGAUGAUAAUAUAAAUAUUGACUGGCUCUUCUUUCGGGAACAUCAAAUAUUUUGCCCUUAAAAGAACCAUAUUGCCCUCGUCUAAUGACUCAAGCCAAUAUGAUUCUGUUGCGGACAAUAUAUUUGAUGUUCCCCUCAAGGCCAGUCAAUAUUAUAUCAUUAUUGACCCUUUACUAAAGCUUGAAUUACUUUUCUUAUAACUACCAAUAUAAUCCUAUAUGAGAAGUUACAUCCUACUAAGUGUUUUCAGUUUAAAAUUUACUUUUGUUUCCUAAUUUCUACAUAUUUAGUUCAUUUAAUUUGAAGGGGAAAAAAAUUAUGUAUAUUUUGAAAUUUGUUUUAUUUCAGAUCCCUUUCUUCCCAUAAAUGAAUUUGUUUUAGAAUCUGGAAUUUUCCCACCUUUUUUUUUUAAGGGGGGGGAUUGAUAGUCCAUCUUGAAAUUUUUGACAUAAAUAUUUGCAAUAUUUUAGGGGGAUUUCCUUGUUUCUUGGAAUUUCUCAAAAUUACAACUUUUUUUUUGUUUACUGUAAAAAAAAAUCCUCAUUACAUCAAUAGCAUUAGUAGUUUUGUUCAUAUAUCCCUUGAUUCAAUUUCUUGUUUAUGAAGCUUACCUAAUAUAUUUUUUUAAGGACUCACCAAAAGUUUCAAUCACAGCAUUUGUAUAUUUUUCCUUUUUUUGAAGAGGAAAACUUAAUUUUGAAAUGUCCAAAUGCAAGGGGACAGUGUGUAAAGCCCAAACAUUGUGCAAAGAGAGUACUGUUUUUCCAUUCUGUCUGGCAAGUGUCUUGAGUGCUGAUUUUCUGAAACUUAUUGAUCAAAUUUAGUCUUACAUGUAAAAUUUUGUUCAAUCCUUACUUUGACGAGGAGUGGAUACUGUUGUAUACUGGCAUUGUAAAUUAAUGGUAGAUAAAUUUACUUCAUUGAAAAUUAAUUUGUGCUAUAUUCCUUGUAUCUAGUAUUAUUACUAUUGGUAGAGUAUAUAUACCUGCAUACAUUGCCAAUUGUUUAACAUGAUAGUUAUGCAACAUCUUUUGCUAAUGCCUCAUUUCCACUGUCCUUUGAUCCGUUACGAAUGCCACAAUUGGCCUUUUGUAACUGAUCAUGAAUAUUAUUGGAUCAUUCAGAUCGCCACGACUGAUGUUAUCUGAUACAAUCACAUUGUGGCGCAAAUCUUGACAGUGAGAACUAGGUAUUAAGCAGAAGCUGCUAUCACUUAUCUUUUCCAAACCAAUGGGUUAAUUAUAAUAGCAAUUAAGUUUAGUGAUAAUUAGAAUUCAGCUAGGUUCAGGGGCAUUGCUAGAUCUUCUCAAAAUUAGAUAAUAAUCAAUGAAUCUGUUUAAAAAAAGGUCAACUCUUAUGGGGAGUUGCAAGAAACUUGCGAUCAAUUGCAAGUCAAUUUUCCCUAAAUCAAGCAUAUGCCGUGCAAUUAAUUGCAAAUUUGUGAUUGACCGCUAAUCUGCUUCAUGAAACAAGGAGUGUAAUCUGAUUUGCUAUAGUUAAAAGUGAUCAAUCAAUCGUAACAUUGCAAUGGAAUAUUUGCGAUUGAUUGCAAAUAUUUUCUUGCAACACCCCCUUGGAUUGCCUGACCUGCUCCUCACAAGUCACAUUUUCUAGCAACGCUCCUACUCAGAAUAUUGUGCUUUACAGUGUAUAUUGAUAUGUAUAAUAAAUUACUACCUUUUAUUUCAGUUGAUUUAAAAACAAUU
Lytechinus pictus (painted urchin) is the source of this 6413-nucleotide messenger RNA. RefSeq names its product pinin-like. Bases 1 to 1656 code for a protein of 551 amino acids. Gene Ontology annotation, cellular component: catalytic step 2 spliceosome. The transcript has 9 exons. Lineage: Eukaryota; Metazoa; Echinodermata; Echinoidea; Temnopleuroida; Toxopneustidae. The record is from RefSeq and is a predicted model, not a curated record.